UACAGCACCGAUUGUUUACGUCGCCCAAAAAACUGCGCACUUGUCACGAACCGCACAACCCGCGGGCAGCUCAAGUGUGGAGGAUCUCGUCAAACCGGCACAGAAGAGCUCCAGAUCUUUCCCGUAGACUUGACUACAACAGACAGCGUCUAGAUAGAAGAGAAGACCAUAUAGCCGAACCUGCUAGCGUUAUAACGUCGUGGAAUAUUCCGCUACCCGGAAGUGCUACCACAGGUAGAGAAGUACGAUGUGGAAGAUAUUGACGUCCAGUUCCCGGAUUCUCUGGGAGAAGGGCCUGCCCGACUUACAGAAGCUGACAGCUGCAGUACCAGCAGUUAUCGGAAGAUGUCAGCAUUCCGAGACCGGCCAUGGACCAGGUCCAGCACCAGUGGGAAGUCUUGGUUCCUCCCAUGGCUACACCGGCACCACACAGGACGUGCAUUCACCGGUGAGUGGCGCAGGUCGGAGGCCGCAACACAACCCGACACCCGUCAGACAACAGCAUAUUGACGCCUCCCGGCACAAGCAGCUGCCCCUGACAGACGACCUGAUGCCUCGGCUGAUUGACAGGAGGAACGGACAGAAGGUCAAGCCGACCUUCUCAGUAGAGGAACUCCAGCGGAGGCUGAAUCUGCUGCGUACGUUCAUGAUCACCAGCAGAAUAGACGCAGUCCUCUUCACGUCCUACCAUAACAUCAACUACUACGGCGACUUUCUGUACUGCGCCUUCGGCCGGACAUACGGGCUGGUCGUCACCAUGGACAAGGUGCUCUCCAUAUCCGCAGCCAUCGACGGUGGCCAACCCUGGAGAAGAACGCAGAUCGGUGACAAUAUCAUCUACACCGAUUGGCAGCGUGACACCUUCUACCACGCGGUCCAAGCGGAGCUGGCCGGGCGAGGCCUCAUGACGCUCGGCGUGGAGUUCGACGACAUGGCGCUAGAUGGCUUCACCAAGCUGAACCUCGCCGUGCCCGACAUGCAGAAAGUAGACAUAGGAAAACCCACCAUGCGCCUGCGCAUGAAGAAAUCGGACGAGGAGAUCGCACUCAUCAGAGAGGGCGCGCGUAUUGCCGACCUGGGCGGGUGGGCUGUGGUGGAGGCACUAGAAGAGGGCGUGCCUGAGUACGAGCUGGCGAUGCACGCCUCCAACACCAUGACACGGGAAAUUGCCAGGACCUACCCGCAUGGCGAACUCAUGAACACUUGGGCAUGGAUCCAGUCAGGGAUCAACACUGACGGAGCACACAACCCUGUGACGUCACGGCGCGUGCGCAGUGGAGACAUCCUGUCACUCAACACCUUCCCCAUGAUUGCUGGGUACUACACUGCCCUUGAGAGGACCUUGUUCUUGAACCACGCCUCCGAUGCACAUCUCGCACUCUGGGAGAUCAACUGCCAAGUACACCGGCGGGGCCUGGAGCUGAUCCGGCCGGGAGCGCGCUGCUGUGACAUCGCCACUGAGCUGAACGAGAUGUACCGGGAACACGGGCUGCUGCAGUACCGCAGCUUCGGCUACGGGCACUCCUUCGGCUCUCUCUGUCACUACUACGGCAGGGAAGCAGAAUUGGAACUGCGUGAAGACAUCCCGACCGUUCUCGAGCCCGGGAUGGUCGUCUCCAUGGAGCCGAUGAUCAUGAUACCCGAGGGCAUGCCGGGAGCGGGCGGUUACCGGGAGCACGACAUCCUGGUAGUGACGGAGGACGGGGCGGAGGACAUUACAGGCUUCCCAUUCGGUCCCGAACACAACAUCAUCAAGACAUAGCCGCGUCGACUUACAUCACCGGACCAGAGACGUCAACAGAAAUGCUAUAUAUAUGUAGGUCGAUAUGAGACAUCAGGGAGGUCUUAUUAUAUAUAGAAAUCACCACGUACUCGGUUCUUGCAAAGGGGCAUUAGUAUAGAGUAAAUCAAAACAGCGCCAUAAGAAAUAUUUAGUCAGGUGCUCAUAGUCACAAAAUAUCAUAGCAAAACGUCUUUGCCUUGUAGAAAGCGUCAUCAUCAAGAAACAAUCCGAACCAAAAAUGGCAUCUCGGUGGACCAGGGUGACAUUGGCUCCUCAUGUACAUUGGUGCAAGUUUAUUUUGGUGCGUUGGCCAACUACUGUUUUAUGUAUUACCAGGGUAUUUGUACUCACGUGACUAUGACGUAAUCACUGUGCGCCAUGCUGGGUGGUUAAACCUGGAAGUGGUCAGGUAAAUUUACAUUUGCCUAAGGUAAUCACGGCCACGUCAAUAUGAGCAUGCGGAUUUUUUUUCGUCCUACUGAUAUAGCUUCAAGCAAAUAGUAUGGCAGCCCGUAUAGUCUAAUAUUUCAACCCUCAACUACAAAGAAAAUUCAACGAACAAGUUCAAAUAUGACGGCGUAUACUUAUAGAAAAAACAUUUAGGUCUAUUGAGCAACAGUUUGUAUACUCAAUAAAUAGUAUAUAGCAGGUUUCAGCAGCAUAGUUUGUGCUAACCUUCAUGUCGAGAGAGCAAUACUAGUACUGCUCUAUAGUUUAAUUGCAAUGAAUUACCUAUUGUGUUAGUGUGCUGGUGCUCAAAUUGUAAGAAAGCGUAGUUGCCUUCUUUAUGUUAGUUUCUCUACUAUAUCUCUGUACGUACGUAAUGUAACGAUUAAGAGCAGUUAUUUUUGCUUUUCACUCCUAACGUCGCUAUUCAUUUGUACCUUGGGAAAUGGUAUGCUUAAUAUGAUCAUAAAGUUAGCUUUUUAAACAAGGGUGCACAUUUUAUAUACUAUAUACAAAAAGGAUAUGUGCCCGUUUUCAAUAAACUUGCAUUUUUUAUAGUAGCUUGAUUCAGUCAAUAUUACUUGUAAUAAAAUCAUGUUAUUACUU
Molecule: messenger RNA, 2836 nt
Organism: Branchiostoma floridae (Florida lancelet)
Lineage: Eukaryota; Metazoa; Chordata; Leptocardii; Amphioxiformes; Branchiostomatidae
Product: creatinase-like
Exons: 10
Coding region: 248-1762 (504 amino acids)
Molecular function (GO): creatinase activity
Source: RefSeq, a predicted model, not a curated record